This is a messenger RNA of Dipodomys ordii (Ord's kangaroo rat), 6395 nucleotides long. RefSeq names its product transcriptional regulating factor 1 (gene Trerf1). The transcript has 15 exons. The coding region runs from base 217 to 3543 and encodes 1108 amino acids. Gene Ontology annotation, cellular component: histone deacetylase complex; transcription regulator complex. NCBI's taxonomy places the organism in Eukaryota, Metazoa, Chordata, Mammalia, Rodentia, Heteromyidae. Gene Ontology annotation, biological process: regulation of transcription by RNA polymerase II; negative regulation of DNA-templated transcription. Gene Ontology annotation, molecular function: transcription corepressor activity. The record is from RefSeq and is a predicted model, not a curated record.
UGAGGAUGUCCCCCCUGCUCUGCACAUGAGUGGUCCAGGCCGACGGGAGCCCCUGCCUCCGACCCCCCUCGCAGACAUGUCCGCCGUGGAGUAGUGUGGACACUUCCACUCAGCUUCUCAGGGUUUCCAUCUUUUGGGGGGGAGCAUUUUCUUCAGUUACUUUUUAAAAUUUCUUUAUGGUUUUGUGGCUGGACGUCCACCACCAAGGCAGACACUAUGGGGGACCAGCAACUGUACAAGACCAACCACGUGGCCCACAGUGGCGAGAACCUUUUCUACCAACAGCCACCCCUGGGUGUCCACGGUGGGCUGAACAACAGCUAUGGGAAUGCGGUGGCCGGGGGUGGCAUGGACGGCCCCCAGGUCUCCCCCAUCUCUCCCCACUUCCCUCAAGACACUCGUGAUGGUCUGAACUUACCCAUUGGCUCCAAAAACCUUGGCCAAAUGGAUACGUCGAGGCAGGCGGGCUGGGGCAGCCACGCCGGAACUGGAAACCAUGUCCAACUGCGUGGCAACUUGACCAACUCGAAUAUGAUGUGGGGGGCGCCGGCCCAGGUGGAGCCCACCGACGCCUACCAAUACACCUACGCCCAGGCCAGUGAGAUCCGGACCCAGAAGCUCACCAGCGGCGUCUUGCACAAGCUGGAUUCCUUCACCCAGGUGUUUGCCAACCAGAACCUGCGAAUUCAGGUCAACAACAUGGCGCAGGUGCUGCACACGCAGUCAGCGGUGAUGGAUGGGGCUCCCGACAGUGCCCUGCGCCAGCUGCUGUCCCAGAAACCCCUGGAGCCCCCCACCUCCGCUCUUCCCUCCCGCUACCAGCCGGCCGGCCAGCAGCCCCACCCCGGCUUCCCAGGUGGGCUGUCCAAACCAGCCCUGCAGGUGGGGCAGCACGCCAGCCAAGGCCACCUGUAUUAUGACUACCAGCAGCCUCUGCCUCCCAUGCCCCUGCAGGGAGGCCAACCUCUGCAGGCCCCACAGGUGCUGGCCCAGCAUCUGCCCCAGGUGCAGCAGCACCAGUACUUUCCACAGCAGCAGGCUGGGCAGCAACGGGUCUCCAUGCAAGAAAUGCAGCAGCAGCCCCCGCAGCCGCCACAGAUCCGCCCUCCCCAGCCUCAGCAGCAGCAGCAGACGCCCGUGCACCUGCAGGCGCGGCAGGGCCCCAUGCAGAUACCUCAGUAUUACCAAGCCCAGCCCAUGAUGCAGCAGCACUUGCAGGAGCAGCCGCCGCCGCCCGUGCACCUGCAGCCCCCGUCAUAUCACAGAGACCCUCACCAAUACACGCCCGAGCAGGCGCACGCCGUCCAGUUGAUCCAGCUGGGCUCCAUGCCUCAGUACUACUACCAGGAGCCCCAGCAGUCCUACAGCCACCCCCUCUACCAGCACAGCCACGCAACCCAGCCCCAGCAGCCACGGGAGGACAGUCAGCUGAAAGCCUAUUCGAUCGAUAGGCAGACCCCAGCCAUGCUGAGUUCCCACGGGGACCUGGGGCCCCCGGAGACAGGAAUGGGAGAUCCGGCGAGCUCGGACCUGAGUCGGGUCAGCAGUGCCCUCCCCCAUCGGCCACUCCUGUCCCCCAGUGGAGUCCACCUCAACAACAUGGGGUCUCAGCCUCAGCAGCCGUCGCCCAGUGCCAUGUGGCCCCAGAUGCACCUGCCUGAUGGGAGAGGCCAGCCGGGGUCCCCGGAGUCAAGUGGCCAGCCCAGAGGAGUGUUGGGAGAGCCGUUGGAUGCCAAGAACAAGUUGACCUGCUCCAUCUGCCUGAAGGAGUUCAAGAGCCUCCCUGCCCUCAACGGCCACAUGCGGUCCCACGGGGGAAUGAGGGCCUCCCCGAGCCUCAAACAGGAGGAAGGAGAGAAGGUCCAGCCACCGCUGCCGCCUCCGCCUCCACCGCCACUGCCGCCUCCGCCACCGCAGCUCCCUCCUGAGGCCGAAAGCCUCACGCCCAUGGUCAUGCCCGUGUCUGUCCCUGUCAAGCUUCUCCCGCCCAAGCCCGGCCCGCAGGGCUUCACCACCGGCGGCGCCGCCACCCCCUCUGCCAGAGACAAGCCAGCCAGCUCGACGGCGGACGAACAGAUGCCUGUGCUCGUGAGGAUGGCGCUGUCGCCGCCCCGCUCGCCCCCUGGGGCUGCCCCCUGCGUGCCCACUGACCUCGCCCGGAAGCCGCAGCCCAGCGCCGUGAAGUCCAAGACAGUGGCUCAGUGUGUGGAAUACUACUACACGUGGAAGAAGAUAAUGCGGCUAGGGCGGAAGCACAGGACACGCCUGGUGGAAGUCAUCGAAGACUGCAUGCCAAACAUGCCUCAGGAAGAUAAAGAGCCCCAGGAAUGCUUAGGUAUUGAGGAACUGGUGGACAACAGCAUUGAUGGCAGCAGUGUGACCAUCACCCCAGGCCCUGGAGAGCAGACUGUGGAUGUUGAACCACGUAUCAACAUUGGCUUGAGAUUCCAAGCAGAGAUCCCAGAACUGCGGGACGUCUCUUCCCUCGGCCAAGACACACACAAGGCCACACUGGUAUGGAAGCCCUGGCCAGAGCUGGAAAACCAAGACCUCCACCAACGAGUGGAGAAUCUUCUGAAUUUGUGCUGUUCAAGUGCAUUGCCGGGUGGCGGAACCAAUUCGGAAUUUGCUUUGCACUCUCUCUUUGAGGCCAAAGGUGAUGUGAUGGCUACUCUGGAAAUGCUGCUGCUGCAGAAACCAGUCAGGUUAAAAUGCCAUCCGUUAGCAAAUUACCACUAUGCCGCAGAGCAGAGUGCGCAGCUGCGCAUGUAUUCCACAGAUGGAGAGUCAAGAAUCUUGCCUACGAGUGAAGAGGAAGAAGAGGUGGAGGAGGAGGAGGAGGACCUGGAGGAAGAUAGGAAAUCACCAAAAGACGAGGAGAGUGAAGUGCCGAAGUCCCCGGAGCCCCCGCCCGUGCCUGUCCUGACUGUCACGGAGGGGCCACCCCUGCAGGCCCUCAGCCAGCCCUCGGGCUCCUUCAUCUGUGAAAUGCCCAACUGUGGGGCUGUCUUCAGCUCUCGACAGGCGCUGAACGGCCAUGCCCGCAUCCACGGUGGUACCAACCAGGUGACCAAGGCUCGAAGCGCUGUCCCUUCUGGGAAGCAGAAGCCUGGCGGGGCCCAGAGUGGGUACUGCUCGGUGAAGAGUUCGCCCUCUCACAGCACCACCAGUGGCGAGACGGACCCUACAACCAUCUUCCCCUGCAAAGAGUGUGGCAAGGUCUUCUUCAAGAUCAAAAGCCGAAAUGCACACAUGAAAACGCACAGACAGCAGGAGGAACAGCAGAGGCAGAAAGCGCAGAAGGCGGCUUUUGCUGCAGAAAUGGCAGCCACGAUUGAGAGGACUACGGGCCCAGUGGGGGCGCCGGGGCUGCUGCCCCUGGACCAGCUGGGUCUCAUCAAACCCAUCAAGGACGUGGACAUCCUGGACGAUGACGUCGUCCAGCAGUUAGGAGGUGUCAUGGAAGAGGCCGAGGUCGUGGAUACCGACCUGCUCUUGGAUGACCAAGAUUCGGUUCUACUUCAGGGUGACACAGAACUAUAGAACCCGAAGGUCACCUCCAUCUUCAUCAAUCAGGAAACCUGGACUGCUUGCUUGUUUUUGUAACCCUUUUAAACUACCUGUUUAAAAAGUGGUCAUUUUAUUCAGGUUUAGAGAAGAAGAAAACUCCAGUUUCUUUUCCUUUUAUCUUUUUAAAUUGUUUUUACGGGGGACUAGGGGGGAAUAAAUGAUUGGCACAACUAUCUUUAAGAGGUGUUUCAUCCGGGCUACAUUCUCAUUUCCAGGAAGGAAAUGAACCUCACCUUCGUGUUCCAUGGCUUUCACAUGUCAACCAUCCCAGUCGCCUUCUGUCCCAAGGUUUGUGUGUGUGUGUGUGUGUGUGCACGUGUGUGUGUGUUUGUGUGAAGCAGGCUACUCUAUACAUGUUGGGCCCUUGGACCAUGUUUUGCCACCAAGAAUUAUUUUUAUCCAGCCCUGACCUUCCAGGAAGUGUUCUUUUUGUCUUGUUUUGUUCUGUUCCUAAUACAUAUCUUUUUUGCAACAUGGUUCAUGGUCAGUGGAGUUCCGAACUUCCUUGGUACCGCUUGAAGUACUGUGAAGCCUCUCGCUGGGAUUUUGCUAAUUCAUCCACUGGACUAAAGUUGAUCUAGAUGCUAGCCCUGAGCAAUGGGCUCUUCUAACACAUAAGCAAUAGCCAAUCCAAGGAAAAGUGCAUGGAAAGCCAACACACAUGGUUUCAGAUAUGCUUUAGUUACAAUGUGUGCAUUCCAACAACAAAUGUAUUCCUUUCAAGUCACUUCCCAAAGCAUUUCUAGACUUCAGUAAGCUUCCUGAGGCUCUGCUCGGCCUCCCUCUGCCCCUGUUAGCAGGGUUGUUGUUUGUACUUGAAGGCAAUAAAUUUGUCCUAGCCUGGACUUUUUGUGCUGAGUCAAACUGUGAUCCAUCCCACUGUUAGUGCAAGAGUCAGACCAGGAUACAGCCGCUGCACCGACGAGCCUGAUCCUCUCCCUUCCCCUUCGGUGUUAGUGUCACUGAGCAACCCAUGGAGCAGGUCUGAGGGCCUCAACCCUGCCUUGUUACACCCAGCUCCAGGUAAGUGUGGCUGUCCUCUGGGUGCAUUAACAGCUGGACAUUAGGAGGAAUCUCAGCAGAGGUGAGGCAGGGUUGAGCCUCCUUUACAUUCCAUGCUGCAGAGAACCAGCUGUGGCCCCCACAACGCUACACAGCCAGAGGUUUUGGAAUCUCAGGAAAGCCACGGACAGUAGGAAAACACGAAACUUUUCAUUUCCAUCAUGGUUUUGUUUUUUUUUUAGCGAUGUCCUGGGGGUUUCCUUCAUCUUCCCCUUCAACAAGUGAUUCUCUCGUGUUGAAUCUAAGAAGUUUUGAGUGAGCUUCCUGGGCUCCGCACAUGGGCUUCGGGGCAGAAUUGCCACGAAACCACUCAACAGCCGUGUCACUGGCUGUCUCUGCUUCCUUCCACAAAGUCUGAGGUUGAGCCUCGGUGGGGCUAUCAUCUUUGGGAGGCAAAUGUAUUGCUUCUGUUUGCAGACUUGCCCAGCUGUUCCAGCUUUAAGCAUUAGAAAUAAAUGGAAUUACCACUGCAAAAAUAAUAGUAAUAUAUAUAAAUGCACAAUUUAACCUUAGUUUUUCCAUGCAGUAUAGCAUUAGAAUUUUUGACUUGAAAGAACCAAAGAACUCCUCCUUUGUGAGACAGUUCAAAUACCUGCAUUCAUGUUUCUUUAUUAUCAACUAAAGGCAUUGACUUCUUAGUAAAAUUUUGCACUUUUUUUUUUCUGAAAUGACUCUGCCUGCAUGUACACAUUGGGUUUUAGCUCCACUCCUACCCCACCCUACAGAACUUUUCUUUCUAAAGGUUAACAUCUUCAACAGUUACUGUUUACUAUCAGAUGGUUUUUCAUGAGUGAAUUUAGACCUCUUUGAGAAAGCUUGUAUAUAUAAAAAAAAAAGUUAACAGAUAUAUUUUAUGGAAAAACCCAUCUUAUUUUCAAAUAUAUUUAACUGCUGUUAUAUUUUAUUAGAGGAAGGUUGUAAAUAUUUUCUAGGAGUUCUAUUGUAAAGAAAAAAGUAUUUUUGAAAAAAAUUAAUGUAAUUAAUAAAAAAAGCAAACAUUUUUAAAUAGUGGUUGUGAUUGCUUCCUGUUUUGGCUUUGUUAUGUUCUAUUAGCCAGUGAUUUGCAUGCCUUCCCUAUCAGGAUGUAAUUUAUUCAGGUUUGCACUAUUAUAAGUUGACAUCAUAAUAUCUAGUUGUGCUUAAUUGUAUUUUACUGGAAUGGAGUCCCUUGGUCCAUAUCAAAGCACUCUGUAUAACAUAUUCAUAAUUUUUUUCUUUUGUAAUGUGUGUAUUUUUAAUAAGGAUUUUAUGUAACAUUUUGGCAAAAAAGGACAGUAUUUUCUAGUGAAUUUUAUAAUAACAUUUUGCUAAAAAUGUUUCUUCCUGGGUCAGUUUUUGUUAAGAUGAACCAAAAGUCUUAUUUUACUGGGGGGUUAAAAAAAAAAGUUUGAAGCUUGAAAGCAAAGUUAUAUUUAAACAUCCUAUGUAACAAAUAAAGAUGUUUUAUAGGCUUGUCCUAAAAAAAAAAAAAGGUGCAUUCCUUAAAUUUAAAAGGAAGGGGGGAAAAAAACCACCAAAACUAGGGCAUUCUAGGUUGUUUCCUGUCCUGUUAAGAAGGUUGCUUUAGAUGAUCACAUGUUUUGUCAGGAAGAGAACCAGGUGAAUAUUACUUAGGUUCCACUCACUAGCCUUCUCCAAAGUCAUUACAGUUCCUACACAUGGGCAUUCAUGUAACCAAAUGCGCACUGUUAUAUUUAUUUGUGAAAAACCUGAUUCAAUAUUGCAUCAGCUGCUCUGAAAAUAAAAUAUCUUUCUGAGUUUCA